GGGUAAUAAAGUGAAAAAAAUGUUCUUAGUUUAGCGCGGCAGUUUGUAAAGUGAAAGGCUAAUAAUAAAAAGAGAGGAGGAGUUUGCCAGAUUGCAGAAAAACGCCAUUAACGAUCACAGCUGUGCGAAUCCGAUUAAUCCAGAGAGGGAGAGAGAGUCAUAGAAUAUCUGGAUCUUCUUCUUCUUCUUCAUUCAGAUUCUCUUCUCGGAGCUGCCUUUGGUUAUCUUUAUCUUCUCGGAGGGUAGACGAGGUGUAUGUAUGUGUAAGUAAUUUGUGAAAUUUAAAACAAAAGAUUCGGGUCGUCCUCACUGCACAUGGAGUUAGCGUUGAGGCAGGUCGAACAUUCUACAGAAGCGGCUGUGUCAUCAUCAUCUUAAGGCCUCCUUCCUUAGGUAUGAUGAUGACUACGGAAGCGGAUCAGAUGCAAGGACCAAGCGGCGGCGGCGGCGGCGGCUGUGAAGAAAAGAUUUCUGUUUCUGUUCGUCUGCGACCUUUAAAUGACAAGGAAAUGUUGAGGAAUAAUUCCCCUGACUGGGAGUGCAUCAACUCUACAACCAUCAUGUACAGGAGCCAUCUCUCUAUCUCUGACCGUUCCAUGUAUCCUUCUGCUUACUCUUUUGACAGAGUGUUCGGCCCUGAGUGUUGUACCAGGCAAGUCUAUGACCAAGGGGCCAAGGAAGUAGCUUUCUCUGUUGUCAGUGGCGUUAAUGCUAGCGUCUUUGCGUACGGGCAAACAAGCAGUGGAAAGACAUACACCAUGAGUGGAAUUACUCACUGCACUUUGGUUGAUAUAUAUGACUACAUUGACAAGCACAAGGAAAGAGAAUUCAUUCUAAAGUUCUCCGCCAUGGAGAUCUAUAAUGAGUCUGUGCGAGAUCUCUUAAGUACAGAUAGUAGUCCGCUCAGACUUCUAGAUGAUCCUGAGAAAGGGACAGUUGUUGAGAAACUCACAGAGGAAACUCUGCGAGACUGGAAUCAUUUCAAGGAGCUCCUUUCUGUUUGCGAAGCUCAGCGGCAAAUUGGAGAGACAGCUCUGAAUGAAGUUAGCUCCCGGUCUCAUCAGAUUUUGAGAUUGACAGUUGAAAGCACGGCUCGUGAAUUUUUCACUAACGAUAAAUUUAGUACACUAACAGCAACAGUGAACUUUAUUGAUCUUGCUGGAAGUGAACGUGCAUCUCAGUCAUUAUCAGCCGGCACAAGGUUGAAAGAAGGUUGUCAUAUAAACCGAAGUUUGUUAACGCUGGGAACUGUCAUCCGUAAGCUAAGUAAAGGAAAAACUGGUCACAUUCCAUUCAGAGAUUCAAAACUGACGCGCAUACUUCAGUCUUCCUUGGGAGGAAAUGCCAGAACCGCCAUAAUAUGUACCAUGAGUCCUGCAAGAAUCCAUGUUGAGCAAUCAAGAAACACGCUUCUAUUCGCGAGCUGUGCAAAGGAGGUGACAACGAAUGCACAAGUCAAUGUCGUCAUGUCUGAUAAGGCUUUAGUGAAACACUUGCAGAGGGAGUUGGCUAAACUGGAAAGUGAGUUGAGAAGCCCUGGUCAGCCUUCGGUUGCCUCUGACACAACAACUGCAUUACUGACGGAGAAGGACCUCGAGGUUGAAAAGCUCAAGAAAGAGGUAUUCCAACUAGCACAAGAGCUAAAGCAAGCUCGUUGCGAGAUUGAGGAUCUUCGACGAAUGGUUGGAGAAGGAAAACAAGGACCAAAAGAGACACUAUCUACAGAGGUGGUGCUGGUGGAACAUCAAUACCCGAAGCUGAGGGUGCGCAGUACAUGGGACUCUGAGAAUACAACACCAUUAAGCCCUAUAUCAGCUCACCGUUCCAGCUUGUCUCCACGAUCAUCUGAAUACAGUUACGACGACAACGUCUUCCAGCUUUCAGAUUUCAGGAUAGAUUCUGGGUCAAGUAGUCCAUUUCAUCAGCAUGCCUUUGUAACUCCACACGGGGAAGAAACUAAAGACCAAUCCCAAGUUCACACAGAAGAAACUGAAGCUCAACCUCAUGUUCCGAGGAAUGUCUCGUCAACAUUAGUUAUUUUUCCUUCUCCAGCUGAGGAGGAAGAGGUUGAUGAAAUGGGUAGAGAGACUGAUGGAAAUUCUGAGGAUGACUGCAGGGAAGUUCGAUGCAUAGAAACAGAUAUUAUGUCAGAUGUCACUAGACAUCCACAGGAAAAUAUUCCGCAGAGCAGUCCAGAUAGAUUUGACGUUGUUAAUGCAGAAGAACCAGUAUGUGUGACGGAGCCAAAGAGCCUACAACUAUCCACUAAAGCUGAAGAAGAGGAAGAAGAGGAAGAAGAACCAGUAUGUGUAACGGAGCCAAAGAACAUACAACCACCAAUUGAAGAUGAAAAGGAAGUAGAAGAAGAAGAAAGAGUAAAGGAAGUGAGUAAUUCCUCUACUCAACCAAAACAAGAAAGCGAACUCAUCAAAACCCCUCCUCCAUGCUGUGAUUUCAAAUCAUCUCCUGAUGAGUUUGUUACAAGCCUUAGUAGUAGCAACCCGACGCCUCCAGUAUUCAUCACUCCCUCUCCUGAAAAGCCAUUCUCUUGGCUUACGGAGAGAGAAUCACAACCGGUCAGAGGCAUGAAACUGACUAGAAGCCGGAGCUGUAGAGCAUGCGUGUUGUCGAGCGCUUCCCCAUCUUGGUUUGAGAAAGAUGCUGAUGCUGACACACCGCCAAGUUGGUACGACAAAGGAUUCGCCAAAGCAGCUGAGAUGCGCGACAUCAAGAAUGAGAGGUUGCUGCAGGAUGAGUUCAGCGGGAGGAGCAUGCCAACAACUUGGAUCGAGAGAAGCUUUAGCGACACUCAAACUGCGCAUGCUACUGCUUCUUCACACAACGAAAUGUCGUCAUCACCAAAUGAAUCUCUGUCCCGCCCCUCUGAUGUUUCUGCGUUUGAGCUUCAGACGAGUGGCAGCCCUUCUACAAGCCAGGAGAAAACUGAGGAGACUGCUGCUCAGAAAGACAAGCGAAUCAUUCAUCGCUCGAUGGAGGAAAUAGAACAGAAGUUGUUCUUGGGGUUGAGUUCGACAAAGAGUUUCAAAGACGCUGCAUUGGACCCAAUACAAGACUACCUAGACACGCCUUUGAAUUGGCCGGAAGAGUUCAAGAGGCUACAGCGGGAGAUCAUAGAGUUAUGGCACACGUGUAACGUCUCCAUGGCCCACAGAAGCUACUUCUUCCUAUUGUUCAGAGGGGAUCAGAAAGACUGCUUGUACUUGGAGGUCGAACUCCGUAGACUCAAGUACAUCGCCCAUAAUAGCAAAGCCAGCGACGAUCUGAGCCUAGUGUCCAGCACGAAGGCGUUGACUAGAGAGAGGUUUAAGCUGAGCAAGUUGAUGCAGAGGAAACUAUCCAAGGAAGAGAGAGAGAACUUGUUCUUGAGAUGGGGAGUUGCGCUGAACACAAGGCACCGGCGGGUCCAGCUGGCGCACAGACUCUGGUCUGAUUACAAAGACAUGGGUCAUGUCCGAGAGAGUGCCUCCCUCGUUGGUAAGCUCCAUGGAUUCGUCGACAUGAACUUGACUUCCUCCGACAUGUUUGGCAUCAACUUUGCUUUCAGACCACCUCGUCCCAAGAAAUCUAGUCUUUGGAAACGCAGUGUUUUGUCCCUCUCCUUUUUGUAACUUUGGUAGUAGUAAGUAAAGCACACUAUAAAGAAAUGUUCGCUAAUGAAAUCACAAUCUUCUUUUAUAUUGAUCCUGUUGAUUUAAGUUGUCUCUCUCCCAUUAGUGAAUUUGAAGGUAAUGGCGUGUUUUCA
Messenger RNA from Brassica rapa (field mustard), 3763 nucleotides. Its product is annotated as kinesin-like protein KIN-7H. Gene Ontology annotation, molecular function: microtubule binding; microtubule motor activity; ATP binding. Gene Ontology annotation, biological process: microtubule-based movement. The record is from RefSeq and is a predicted model, not a curated record. Lineage: Eukaryota; Viridiplantae; Streptophyta; Magnoliopsida; Brassicales; Brassicaceae.